GCCUUUGAGCCCGCGGAUUGAUGAAAUCGCCUCGACCGUUUGUUACCGAUUGCGAUUUGUUGUCAAUAUUAGAUAAUUUUUGUUAACCCAAAAUUUAACUGCAACGCUCUGCACGCGACAGCAAGCGCCACGCGCGACGUACGCAAACGAAGUUUCGAAAAGCACGGCACGGCUGGCAGGCUGGAAGAUUGUUUGUUGGUCCGGUUUCGGAAGUGUUGGCAAAGGGGGCAAAAAAAGUCAGGCAUUGCGUGGACGGAAGUUUUAGUUACGGGCCACAGGGAGAAAGCAACGCCGUAACGGAAAACGCCCUCGAAACGAUACCGCACGGCUAGCGCUGCAGAACACGGUCAACGGCGUGUCGUGUGCGGUGGUCGUCUGUGCAACCGUUUUGUAGUCCCAUCGUGUCAGUUGGGCGUCCGGUAGCAAGUGGUGGCGAUUAGUAGAAAAUAACAGCAGCAGUAGCACCAACAGUAUCAUUAGUAGUAGCCGCAAACAACCUUUGCACAAGUAGAAAUGCUUGCACUAGUUGAAGCAGAGUUAAGUAGCAUCUGGUAAAACGACGGCAGCAGCAGCAGCAGUAGUAGCGGUGCAACUUUCCUUGAUAAUAGUCAAUUGGAACGUAAAUCAAGGCACUUUCUAUCUUCAUUCGUUCGACAGCCGGAUUGGUUCGGGGAUGGAGUCCAAUUUUGUGUUUAAAUCGAGUCGACCAUCAUCCUCCUAAGCAUACCAAAUAGUGGGAUAGUUUUCGGGAGAGCAAGCGAUAAUUUUCACCCACCAUCCGAUAUCUGUCACCGGUAUCGAAAACACAUCAAAAAAACUUUGCUUGGGCAUGGCAAAGCAGCAGCUACCGGCAAAAAAAUACUGCAUUCCUUCGAGGUGAGAAAUAGAGACGAUUGGAGUGGCCACCGUUAAAGAAUGCGCUUGCCAUCCAGCACUCAUGUGGUGGAUCGACGAUGCAUUGCAUGGAAGUGACAGUCCUAGGCAGUGUUUUAGUGCAACCGUCAGUAGCAGUGUUGAGGGAUAGCAGAGUUGGUGCUGUUCGACGCUAGGCAAAGUAAGCAGCCAAAUUGCUCACGAAAAGAGCAAUGCCCAACGCGAACGUACUCCGUGCACAACGACGGAGGCUGCUUGCGUAGUGAAUAAUUUACUAAACUAGCAUGAAAAUUCCAAAUAUCGCUUUUCGUCAAAAACACAAAUUUCCUACUAAAUCGUUUCCGAAUUGAAUGGCAGUGUGUAGGAAAGCACGCGCAAGAAGAAAUUGAUUCGUUAAACAAGGAAUUGAUACUAACAACCGGUUGGUAGGUAAUUGCAAACAUAUGAAUAUUAUUACCAUAAUGUUUAAAAUAAUAACGAAAAGUAAAAUAAUCUCAUUGUGAGUGUCACGUUCGAUCUGUGUCAACAAGUCCAACAGUUGUUCCCAAACAAUCACCACGACCUGUUGUGCCCGAUCCCGAUCGCCGUUCCACCGUCGAUGGUCGUUGUUUGUAUCUGUGCAUUGUGAGUGUUCAUAUGUCAUCGGUGUGUGUGUGUUUCCGUGUGCAUUCUUUCGCUAACAAAUUCUUCCCGAUCGUUGGUGGUGGGGCCGAUGGAUCACGCAAGGAUUACAGGCAAACGUCAACUACCCACAAACGCGGUGGCGGUGAAAGUGCUUGAAGUGUAAUAACUAGCAGCCAUUUUCAUUGCCAUUAAUUGCUGCUGUCAUUGCGUGUCAGUCUCGUCAUAGUUACCCACAACCGCCGCGGAAUAUCGUCCGAAAUCGUCCAUCUGAAACGUAUCAGAGUGAGUGUGUGUAUGUGCGUCUAUCUGUCCAGAAGCAUUUGCGAACAGCGCUUUGGUGUGAGUGUGUGCUCGUGAUUCGGGAAAGUCCGCCAUUGUCUCGAAAUCGGCUCGGUAGAGAUUACACAACAAUCCCGCUACAAAGGCCUGUUCCACCGCUCACUCACUGGUGUUGACCGCGUGUGUGUUUCUUGGUGGUUCGCCUCAGUGCAUCGAUUCGUUUGCAGACACGCUUUGACGCGACGGCUCUGAGAACGGCGCCAUUCAACGAAGGUGCCAAAGGUGCCGCCUUCCUUAAGAAGGAGGCUCCGCAUAGGCGCUAGGCUGCCAGCUGCAGGCGAUGCACCGGUUUGCGGAUCGACCGGGUGGACCUGGCCUAAGAUGGGGAGCGUGCUACUCACGGCUGUGUUCAUAGCGUUACAAUUUGCUACCGGCCUGGCCAACCCUGACUCAAAGCGUUUAUAUGACGACCUGCUGAGCAACUACAACCGACUGAUACGGCCCGUGGGCAACAACUCUGAUCGUCUGACAGUCAAAAUGGGUCUAAGGCUCUCCCAGUUGAUUGAUGUGAAUCUCAAGAAUCAAAUUAUGACGACAAACGUGUGGGUAGAACAGGAAUGGAACGAUUACAAGCUCAAAUGGAACCCAGAUGAUUACGGUGGAGUGGACACCCUGCACGUCCCUUCCGAACACAUUUGGCUGCCAGAUAUAGUGUUGUAUAAUAAUGCGGACGGUAACUAUGAGGUGACAAUAAUGACAAAAGCAAUUUUACAUCAUACGGGUAAAGUAGUAUGGAAACCACCUGCCAUUUAUAAAUCAUUUUGUGAAAUCGAUGUUGAGUAUUUUCCAUUUGAUGAGCAAACAUGUUUUAUGAAAUUCGGAUCCUGGACGUACGACGGUUACAUGGUCGAUCUUCGGCACCUCCAGCAGACACCGGACUCAGACAACAUCGACAUCGGUAUCGAUCUGCAAGAUUACUAUAUAUCAGUUGAAUGGGACAUUAUGAAGGUGCCUGCCGUUAGGAAUGAAAAAUUUUAUAGUUGUUGUGAAGAACCAUAUCCGGAUAUUAUAUUUAACAUAACGUUAAGGCGAAAGACACUUUUCUACACCGUAAACUUAAUCAUACCUUGCGUUGGGAUAUCGUUCCUUUCCGUGCUAGUGUUUUAUUUGCCGAGUGACUCAGGCGAAAAGAUAUCAUUAUGUAUAAGUAUUCUGCUGUCGCUGACCGUGUUUUUUCUACUGCUUGCCGAAAUCAUUCCGCCGACGUCGCUCACGGUACCGCUGCUCGGCAAGUAUCUGCUGUUCACCAUGAUGCUCGUCACACUGUCGGUCGUCGUGACGAUUGCCGUGCUGAACGUCAACUUUCGGUCACCCGUGACGCACCGGAUGGCACCGUGGGUGCAUCGCGUUUUUAUAGAGCUACUGCCUAAGGUUCUGUGUAUAGAGCGGCCAAAGAAGGAAGAUGAACCAUCGGACAACGACGACCAGACGCCGACGGACGUGCUGACGGACGUGUUCCAGGUACCGCCCGAUGUGGAGAAGUACGUCGGCUUCUGCGGGAAGGAGUACGCCACGGACUUCGAUAUACCCGCACUGCCUCCCUCACGGUUCGAUGUGGCCGCCUCGGGUGGCGUUGGGCCGUGCUUUGGAGAGCCUCCACUACCUGCACUGCCACUGCCGGGCGGGGAUGACGAUCUGUUCAGUCCGACCGGCAACGGGGACAUGAGUCCGACGUGUUGCGGCGAUCUAAGCCCAACCUUCGAAAAGCCGUUACUACGCGAGAUGGAGAAAACCAUCGAAGCGUCCCGGUUUGUUGCUCAGCAUGUUAGGAAUAAGGACAAGUUUGAAAGUAUAGAGGAAGACUGGAAGUAUGUGGCGCUGGUACUGGAUCGUCUGUUUCUGUGGAUAUUUACGAUAGCGUGCGUUCUCGGCACCUGUCUCAUUAUUCUGCAGGCGCCCAGCCUCUACGACAACACGCAACCGAUCGAUGCAAUGUACUCGAAGAUUGCCAAGAAGAAGAUGGAGCUGCUCAAAAUGGGCAGCGAGAAUGUAUAGCAUCCGCCCGGGUUCGCAUCCGCCGUUUGGAAGUACAUUCUGAACUGGAUGCGAACCCUGGUCAACGAGGAUGACCACUAAACGCCAAUCAAGUCGCGUACCCAUCAUCACCAGACAGCAAACAACGAAAUGGAACAUACAUACACACACAAUCACAGUGGACACAGGCACCGUGGCACUGUCUGCCUACUCUGUCUGUCCCACUGCAUACUUCCGUUUGAUACGUUCCCGUGUUCACGUAAGUCACCCAUUUGUUUGUACGGUCCCACAGGGAAAGGCCUCGCUCGGGCGGGCCAAUACCUGACUCUCAACAGUUUGCCUCUGUCAACCAGUUAUUGCAUUUGAAGCAUCGCACUAAUCAGCACAAGUAUCUCACCAGUCUCUCAGAGUGAAGGCACUCCAGCGCCUCGCAUUGCCCCCUUUUAGUACACGGCAAAGGAUGGGCGAACGACGUUCCUAUCAUCUUGAUUACUCCUGAUACGUUUUUUUUUUUCGUAUGUUUGUUUUUCGGUUCGGAUCUUCUCUGCCAAACCUCAAACAGCAUGUUUGCGAAACCAUGCAAGUGUCAAUAACAAUCAAAUUAAGGUUAAUGUAAGGGAUGGCAGCAACGAGGAAAAGAAACUGCUCCCCCGUUACACGUAAGUCUAGACGAGCAUUCACUGACUUCGCGCCGUUUAGCGUACUAAGCAAACCCGUACUGUGGCUAUUCGAUUAAAGCGGCACCCGGCCGGACACAAAAACCACGAAUAGUAUGCUGUUCCCUUCGAUUCUGGGAAGCUGCUUAGCACCGGAAACCGCGUUGCACUAGCAAAACAUAAAAACUCGCGAACUCCAUCGGCAUUGUUCGAACGGAGAUGUAAAGACAAAAGCAAACCCCGUACUUAACGAAUGCUUCACACUUCAAAUCAAGAUAAAAUGGCUGCGUAGCAGCCCGAAAGCAAGGACCGCUGCACCGGUAGAGUCCGCGUAGCAAGCAAGGAGAUUAAUUAGGGUUAAAGCCACGUUUAUGGGUGGCGAUUGCCUGCCGUAUCUACGAUAUCUAUGCAGCAGCAUAGUAAUCUUCGGAAGAGCAAGAAAGCAUAAACAAACAGAAGUAGCGCACGAGCGAUUUGUUAUAGUUAAAUUUUUUGAUAGCACUUCUCAAUUUCUCCCACCGUUACAUCGUUGGUUUCGAGCGAUAUACGAGAAUGUUCGACGAAUGCAAGGCACGCGUUAGGCUUCAAGGUUUUCCUCCUAGCGUUGUUUUUUUUUCUUUUCCUGACCUGCUUUGCACAAACCCAAAUUAGGUUUUACCGUUGCUUGAAACAUGAAUUGUGCAUAAAAUGAGGAAUUAAGAAUAGCGCACGACAAGCACAAUCACGGGAUGUGUCAUACGUUUAAGAAGGUUUUUUACUGGUUUUAGCUAAUUAAAUAACACGUUUGUGUGCAACAUGUUGCACGUCGCCCACGAGUUGGUGUAGACCGUUCAGUUCACGACCGUAGUUCUAUUAAGCCGUUAUGAGACAUUUCGUUGAUUUUUCGUUUACGAGCAUUAGUUUGAUGUUUGGAAGUGCACUGGAAGCAAGCUUCGUAUGCUAGCGGAAGCUGUCAACUACUAGCACCAUAUGCAUCUUAUAUCGCCCCAAACCGGGACACAGUUUUACGUUACUAAUAGUAGUGAUUUUAACUCGACUGUUUGAAGAGAGGUGUCAAAGUGAAGCGAUAACAAGCGCCCCGAUGUCAUCGCAACGUCAGGCGCAAACAGAGGUCGUGGUAGAUAUAAUAUGUUUAAAGAAAAACAAAAAAUAAUGAAAACAAUCAGCAUGAAUUGGUCUGAUAAUGAAGUGUCUUAACUACAGGAAAUUCUACCAAAAUUCCCGAUUAUAUAACGUGAAGCAGACGAUCCUAUCGAGCGCCGAAACACACACACACGCAUCGCACGAUCGUUCACCGUGUACGAUUACGGAACACGCCAAGCGAAUGUAGCGUGCCAGCCCUGUAAGAACAGCGUUCAGGUUGGGACGUCGGAUAGCAAAUGAAACUUGCUGCAUUCUGGAGGGUUGAUUUGCGUGUGUGUGAGUGUGUGUUUAAAUGAGAAGCAAUUGUGUCAUGCAGACCUUCGUCAAGGGUAGCUUUUUUAUAAAGGAAGAACCCGUUUUCCAUCACAUUAAACUAGUAGCGACGGCAAUGCACGGGCGGACGCAGAGUUGCAUUCCGAAGCGUAAUGUGGCGCGUCAGUAGUGGUAAAGUGAAUGUCAACCAGCGCCAUUUCUAACUAAUUGAGUGAAAUAAUCAAAAUUACACACACACACACACACAGUUAAACAGAACCGGAUCCAUGGAUUCAGUUUUAGGGAAGGCGUGGCGUGUGGAAAUUCCUUCGACGAACACACACACACGAUCACGAACACGAAUACACGGAUGAGGGAAAGAAUAACAAAGUUAAUACAUCCUACUGAUACUGUUAGAUAAACAUUUUUUUACUAAGCAACACCUAGCUAAGUCGAUUAAUGUACUAUAAAACAAACAAACAAAAACUCAAACAAACAACAAAAAGUAUCGCUAUAGACGAGUGUGUAUGUAUUUUAUAUUCAUCGUGAAAGGGGAAUAAGGAGCGAUAAUGUAGAGGCCGAGGUACGUUUUGUUAUUAGUGCUGCACACUGAAGCAAAGAGAAAAAAACCCGCACCAGAACGUGCGAACAUGUAUACAUAGGUGGGGUUGGGUAUAUGGAGUAGGGGUGUGGAGGGUGGUAUGGAGGGGUCGUAAUAACACAUAACACUGCAAAGCGUGUGUGGGUCGGGGUACGGGAAUUAAUUUUUCGUACAAAAACCAAAAAAAAAUUACAACCUAAAUGUAUCUGUAGUUAGAAUUUGUAUCAGCCGCAAUCAGUCGACGUGCGCGGACAAACAAAAAAACAAGGACUCAUCAAAAGGUUGGUGAAACGUAACAAACAGCACAACAGGAUCAAAACCCGGAUGCACCCUGGGCCGUAUCGUCGGCAGCAAAAAAAAAAAAAAAUGGGGAAAAAAUGCUCCGCGAUCUCAUGCGCGCAACAACAUUAACAUACAAAAAAACAUACAUUAGUAUUAGCAAAAAGGGCAGUUAGUAGCUGAUAAAGUAAGCUAAUUUUGAGAGAGCGAGAGAGGGAUAGCUGUUAUGGCGAGCCGGGCUUUCGCUGCGUCAUUUCGAUAAAUAAUAGGUACUGGGAUGUACCGAGUCACCUCACCCAUACACAUCGAAGCGAUUAGUGUGCGAGACAACUCGGCUCUAGGGGGCAUCGGAUUAAACAACCUGUGGACGGUUCGUGAAUCUUUUAACCAAACACUGCUGCAAACCAGGCAAACCCCUAUUGCGACCGGUUCGGCGAAGGUGUGUUACACUUAUGCCGGUGUUGUUGCAUUUGCAGAGCUCAACGAAACAAAGCAGAACGUAAACAGUAAACACUUUUCAUAGUUAACAAAACCAGAUAAGCAACUUAGUCCAUAGCACUACCGUAACUACAAAUGGUCUCAAAGUUGGCUGCUUCUACUUCAUUGUGUGAUGAACAAUUCGUUACUUGGUUAAUGGUACAACAGAAAAAAAGAAACAACAUUUUGAACAGUCAGGGACAUUGAGAAACUAGUGACAUAGCUGUCAAAAAAACCGCAAUUAUUUCUAGCACAUUGGAAAAGUUGCACUUUCGGUGCCGCUAUUAUUAACAAUCUAUAUUUUAUUAAAAAUUUUCUAUUUUUUCCUUUGUAUCUUUAACUAACGUUUUGGUUCAUUUUCUAAUCUUCCUUACAGAGAUUUCAUUCCAUACUACAUGCUACGAAAUCUACGACUCACUGUUGUUAUAUCUUGAACCGGAUAUUGUUUCAAACAAGAAAACAAUCAUGAUCUAAGAAACAAUGUAUCUUAUUGUUUUUAUUUAACUUCAAACCACAAAGUGUACUAAAAAAAUGUAAAAUAUUUUUUUCGGAAACAUCAUCAAGUAUCGAGCAGACACUCUCUGUAAAUAGUGUGUUAUCAUGCAAUUUUUGCAACAACAAAAAACUGUAAUACAUCAAAUGUUGCACCAACUGGAACAAACUCGUACCGGGGUUUUAUAUUACAUCCAUAACAAAUGUACAUGAUUUUGAUAUAAAAGCAAAUUUACACCAUUUUGUUGCCCGCAAACACACUACUUUAGCAAGCACACGCUCACACAUGUAGCUCACAUCUAUCGCGUAUCUAAAAAGGAAACAAACAUCAGACAAAAAGGCCGAAAUAUUUCCUUUUUACUAAACCUUAAAAGCAAAACCACAAACCAUAAUACCACGAGUGAAAGCGUUAAAUGAAACAUGCGAAUGAAGUGAAAACGCAAAAAUGAUGCCAGAACCUUUCUACUAAUGCCAGACUGUUGUAGUUGCCGUGCUAUUUAACGAGUAAUUGCUAUUAAAACAUAACAAACAAAGAAAACAAACAAAACAAACUCACUAAUCCUAUAACUAACUAUGGUGGAGCGUAAAGCAAAGAGAACAAAAUUAAACCGGAAACGGCAGCGUUACUUAGAACAACAAAACUUCUCAAACAACAACUCAUUCAUAAUUCAACUCACGAGGAAAACUUCACAUUACACAUAAACACAAGAACAUGAAAAAACACACACGCACACGUGCACACUCAGACACAGCAACAUUAACACAAAAAUGUGCUCAAAGUUAACAUGUAUAAUAAAGAAAAUAAAACAAAGUAAAGCAUUUAAACUAAUAAAACAUAAAUCCGACAAAAAAAAAGCAAACGGAAGGAAUGAACAAAGCAAACAGCUAGAAUCUUACGAAUCGAUGCAUAACACGUCAGAUGCGAACGGUGGCAACGGUGGUGGCUAUUCCUAAGGCUAUUAGAUAGAAUUUAGUAAAAAAAAAAAAACAAACAACACUUGCAGAAAGAGAAAACAAAACACGAUGUUACAAAAAAAAGUAUCUAAUUUUCUACCGAAUGCUAAAAGGAAUGUGAUGGGCGGCGGAUGUUUAAACACCGUCCUUCGAACUUCGACAAAGUUGAGGCCAUAAAUAGCUGUGGGUUGGUUUUAACUAAAUUUCGGUUGGAUAUUGUUGUGAGCAAGUUGGCCAAAUAGUUAUUGUUACUGUUUUUGAUUACUGUGCUGAGUUUCUCAACCGAGGGCUACAGUGGUCGGCAUAUAUUAAAUGUGUUAUCUGUUUUGUUUCUUGUUCUGUUAAGAUCUAUUUGCAAUUUAUUAGAUAAAGAAAUCUUGAAGCUAUUAUACGUGGAAUGCUUAUAGUUUACCAUUAAGUAUUUUCUGUUUUAUUAAAUUAAUCAGUAGAUAACUCAAAAACGUUGUGCCAAAACGUCCUUUUUCUAGGCUGAUGUUCAUAAGUUUUGAUUUUGGCUCAACAUAACAACACACCUUUAGAAGAUUAAUUUAGAUAACCUAAUCAAACACUGUUGUUCAUUUAUAUCAUGUGCAUUGCAAUCAACAGACAGAAGUCAUUUGUAAAAUAUUAAUCGUUCUUAACUGAAACGCACUUCGCUCAAAGUGGAAAAAAGGCCUCGGACUGUGCAUAAAAAAAACAGCAAAACUCGAAUUUUGUUUGUAGAGAAGCAAGCACAACGUAUCACAACUCAUCGCGAUGGUGUAAAACUAAGCUAGCGCAAAACAGAACGAAAUAAUAAGAUCAUCUUUAAUUAUCCCUUCCGAAUGUCACUGCACAUCCAAGAUGUCCCUUUCGCAAGCGAAACAAUUAAAGAGAAACCCAUCCCGUGCUAAACGCAACUCCAUCUUGCAGUAUUCGAGACCGAAAGCGAGACAAUUUGUGCUAACCAGUGUGAAUGUGCGUAACGAAAACCGAAAACCCACAAAUGAUAAUCUCUAAUCGUGAUUCCCCGUGUAUUGCAUAAGCGAAACGUCGUAAACUUUUGAACAUUAUGGCAUGACCCUGAUUUCAAAUCGAGUGUCUUCCAGUCACGUGUCGUGCAUUUGGCUAACGAAAAUAAUAAGAAAACAGCAACCGAGUAAGUGAAUAAACUGAGUGCGAAAUGCGGGUGUGCGUGCGUAUGUUUUCGAGUGGAGUGGAGUGUAUGUAGUGUAUGAGUGCUGAGCAGUGGGAAAUGAUAGAGCGAUUGAAGGAUGGUAGCAAAGGUGACAGGUAGGAACUCAUCAGGAACUUCUCCAAGUGGUAGGAUUGCACCUAACAGCAGCAGCAACAGCAGUCAUAAGUGGAUAAGUUGAGGAAUUGAACAGAAAUGGCCCUUCAUAAAACAUUAAGCCCAAGAGGGCUCUCGUCACAACAAGCGCAUGUACGAAGAAUUGUAGUUGGUAAAUAAUGAAUCAAUAAUACCGGAUUAAAUUUGUUUUAACUUCUCCUCAAUUGCUAUCAUCGAAUGGUGACUUGAGAGAAGCGAGCUUUACAACUCUUAACAUUUAAUGGGAAAAAAGACCAAUUUAAUUCUCCAAACCAGCCAUCUGUUUCUAGGAAAGUUGAUUUGAUUCUAGUUCAAUUAAUCCUCCGCUUAAAAGUCUUAUCAGGAAACUGGUGGGGACAGGAAAUGAUCGCUGGUAUCGGUUUUUUUUCUAUUUUAAACUACUCUCCGGAACGGAAUCACCAACCAAUUCCACUGGUUCAUAAAGAGUAGCUUCUUAUUAUCGCACUGGAACAAUUGGAAUAUAUUUAACAAAAAAAGGGGGCGGAAAGCAAUUCGAUCAGCAACGAAAACCUUUUGUCUAAAAUGAGAUUUUCCAAACCACUUCGCUCCAGCUGGAACCCAUUUAACAGUGCCUGAGCACCCGCGAACGGCAACAGGAAAGGAAAUUGGAAAACGAAGCGAAUCGUCGCCGCUGUCGUCCUUGUCGUCGAUUUUAAUUUCCGACACCCGGACUCGGCCUGGAUAACAGCCCAGCCCAGAUUCCUGUGGUAAAUAGCCUAGCCGGAAACCCUGGAAAGAUACAUCCUGAAUAAAUACCUGCCGUUUUGUUUUUUUCUUUAGUAGUGUGUUCUCUUUAUCUGGGCCUCUAUCUUUCCGGUGGGGGUAGUCCAGCUUUCAUCCAUUUGUGCUUGCAGAUUCUGCAUAAUCUGAUUCUACGGGGUGUGUGUGUGUGUGGUCAAUGUCACCAGUUUCAUGUCUGUGUCAGCUUCUAGGCGGCAGUGACAAGGAUUGAAGCAUGAUCGGUGUAUAUAAGGGCUGUAUCCGGUAUAGCUUACAGGAUGCAACCGAUUAUCCUUUACACUACACGAAUAAUCGUCCAUCUGGACAUUGCGAGGUGGAUUUUAAGGUGGACAUACAUAGCCUCAAGAGGAUGUAAAAAUAAUUCGAAACUAUGAAAAAAUGGUUCUUUUCAUAAAGCAAUGCUGAGCGCUUUUAAUGCUUUUCAUCAUCACAAGUGGUCUCCAUUUUUGAUGCGCAUUCAUCUACAAAAUUAUGACAAAUCACUCAGUUGUACUCUUGCGCCAAAUACAGCUGAAAAAUUGUGCUUCCAGAAAUCCUUAAAUUCACGCGCAAAAAAAGCAAGUAUUGAGCAGUACAAGCUCUGAACCCUUCUUCCAGUGUUGUUCGUUCCCAUUUCUUUUGUAGAGACGUCCGUAGAGACGAGAAAAAUCUCCGCCCCGAAACAGCGAAACUGAACCGAACGGAAGUAUUUCCCAACGAAUUUAUUGCUUUUCCUCCCACCGAACGUGGAACGUGACGUGGCCUGGCACAGCGUACACCGAAAGCACACGGGAACGCAAGUGAGCCGUUACUUGCCUUGUUUGGCUAUGGCACCCGAAUACCGAUCGUACACCAAAAUCAUCAACAUCAAUUCUGAACCUCCCAUUCUUGCUUGGGGGAAAAAAAAUCUCGCGCGCACCCUGGAUGCUAUUCGGUUUGCUCUCGCUUUGUCGAACCGGGUGAAGUUUGUUUUCUUGGCUGCUGUCACAGCCACAGCUCACGAUGCGGCUCCAUCCGUACGCCAUCCAUUUCCGGGCGGCUAAAGUUAUACGUUCGACAAUGAUGUUUACUGACAGCAGCGAACUACCGCACCGAACACUUUCUUUACGCGAUGACGUGAUGCAUCGAACAAUUCUUCAACAACCGUGGGGUGGAUCGGAUGGGUGGUACGGGCCAAAUGUGUGCCAUGCCAAGAGGUGUUGUAAGAGUUCGGCUCGUUGAAAUCAUCUCACGCGAGUGAGCCAAAUUCAAUCACACACAUGCACAUAGCAAAAAACGAUUGGCGUACACACUCGAUGGUUCAAUCGGCUGAAAGCAGGCGUUCGCGAAAUAACAUGGACAUUGGACGUCCACUUGGCACAAUUUCGUUCGUUCAAUUUCAUGCUUCCACUUCGAAUGUCCGAGAUGUCCGGAGCACCACCAAGAAAAAAAGUACUUAGACUUCAGAAGCGUACUGAUACGAUGCUAAUGUUACAGUCGCCGGCAAUCGUUCACAACGGUGCUUAAUGAAACGCAUGAAACGAAAAUAAUAAAAUCUUGAGCGUACGGCACAGAUUGUACCCGAGCCGGAGAUAAGUUGUACGAUUUUUAUCUUUACUGUUUACGCUCACCAUUAGCCCGGAAGGCCUUUCAUCUUUUGUCGGGAGCCUUUGCCGGUGGUGAAACAAAAUAAAAAGGGAAAACUCGCAUAACCCAGACGCCCAGAUUUACGUACGAUCGUGUAUUUAUUUUCUUUUACUGGUCACCACUUCAAUCUUUUGCAAUCCAAUUUGCUUGCUCGCAAUACCGCCGGACGUUCCCGGUUUCCGACACUCGUUUCCGCCUUCAUUUUUCUUCUUGACUCCCUUUCUUUUUUGGUUCGCCCAGCAUUCGCACUGCAGCAGUGGAAGCGGGUGGGAUGCAAUUUUAUGCUCAAACAAUUCGACAAAACUCCCUUGUCACACCGUAACCUGGCCCAGCGACCCCCUAUUUCGAAUGAGUGUUUUCCGAACGAUUUCGUUCAUAUUCUCGGUCCCCGGGAAAUGGGGAUACUUCGUCAAUUGGAAUGGAACAGCAUUCAUCCGCAUAGAAAACGGGGCACCGGACGUCAAUGGGGUUCGGUGUACCGUGUCAAAAUUGAGGUUAAUUAACCGGCACGGAGGGUUUUCCCUGUUUUCCUAGCCGGGUUUUUUGCGAAGGACGAACUGAGCUGGAUGCGAUUUUGGAGAGCGUUUUUUAUUUUUUUUUUCAAUAGGAUUUUUUGUACAAUCAGAAGUUUUACACGGGUUGUCGGGGUAUUUAUUUCAUCAUUAAAACUGUGCAUAUGGUUAAUUAAAUUAUGAAUCGCAUUGCACAUUUUUAGAAUAAGUUUUUUCUCAAAAAAAAAAUUGUGUACCCAACUAAACUUGAAUGCUGCAUGCCCUUGUGACUGUUGGAGAGGCAUCACUAACCACUUGCAGCCAUCAGAGCACCACAAAACCAUUCAGCCAAUGAAAUCACUCAAUCAACCGCUACCACAAAAUUAAAACAAAAUACUACUCCUCCUCCAAUGUGUUAACCGGAGGAUCAAAAUGCUAAAGCAUACUCUUCACCUAACCGCAAGGCUCCAUUCUGCUAAGAGUUUAAUAUUCGUGCAUUCACUCGAUGGUGAAGUGCAGCGUAAGCAAACACAUUAAAUUUAACGAAACAAAAGCAAAUAAUAAAUCUGAAAUUCGAAGGUUGUUUCAUCUAGUACUGUAAAAAAACGCAGCUUACCAGGCAAGAGUAAAAAUAAGGCAACGUCAAGAAGUCUAUAGACAAAUGUUAAUGUCCUAUAAACAGUGCAUAGUAACCCGUAAAAUAAGGUGUGUGAAGUGUAAAUUUUCCCAGUAAGAUUUACAACACUAAAAAAAAAACCCAUCACACCAACAUGCACAACCACCUGUACAUAGUUACUAUCGCUAGCCGGUGUUUUAGUGGUGGUGGGCGAAAGAAAAACAAAAGAAAAGGGUAAGAAAACCAAAACCAAAAAUCAAAUCGUUUACUGCAUCAACAAUCAACUCAUGACAAAUAAUCACUAGAAUGCAAUGCAUCUUCCUUUCGCCACACCACCGUGUCCGACACGGUGCUUUACGUUGUGCACCAAACCCCGUUUUGGGCAUUGGGGUUGGGUCUGUUUUUUUUUUAGGGGAUUGUUUUAACGUCACCUUACGCAUCGCACCGCAAAGCUAGAAGCACCUUUCUUGGCCUGCCUGUUGAUUAGACAAUCGCUUAGAAAGUAAACCUGCAACCGGCAGGAGUCAGCUCCAGGGAAGGGAUGCCGAAAUAUGCGGUCACUGCAGAGGAAGAAAGCAAGUACAAGCCAAACAUUCCAAACAUUCAGCAUGAAAAAAGACACUCGUUCACUGUUUUGUGUUUCCACAUCCCGUUCGUGCUUGAUCGUACAGCAUCGAACACACUCAUACCCGGCAAAAUUGCAAAAGAAAAAAAGAAUACGUAGCAAACACUGCGACGAAACGUUGUACAAAUUGUGUGUGAGAGACGAAUUGUUUAAAAUUUAACUUGAAACAUGAUGAACAAACUGAUAAAGCAAAACAUAAACAAAAACAAACGAAAACUAAAAGAGUCCGUAAUUCCUGAGCAUUGCGAGACGAGAAUGGCUUUUGCGUAACGUUCUCUGUCACCGUCAUCCUUGCAGCAGAAAUGCUACUUUUAUUACGAAAACAAAAAACAACCUUCAUCAGUGAAAACUCAUGUGCGCCAAGAUGUAGCUAUGAUUAUCUACUUUUGUAUGGAAGGUGUAACGUAACGCUAGUGUUGCUACUUUUGUAUGGAAGGUGUAACGUAACGCUAGUGUUGCUAGCAACCGAAACAUCUAACCAGUGAGCCAAUUGUAAAAUGAUAAAGCCAACUUAACUUAUUCUUCGACGGUGCCCCAAUAACGAGAGCGGAGAUCGACGGCGCACUGCUAGAACUAGUCCAAUUCUACUUCUUGCCCAAAAAAAAAGAAAAACCACAUAACCACACCACCACACGUUCUAGAGGUGACAAGCGAGCGAAGGUGAAACAUUUCCGUGCUGUACUGCAAGACCGGUUUUUUAUAUACGUAUAGGGUAAUCAGUUUUUGUAAGAAAAGCAUAAAAACUAAGUAAAACUACCAAAAAAUAUACAAACUAAAAAGCACGAAGCGAAUAACUUAAAGGGCGGCAGGUGGUAGGGGGAGGGCGAGAUAAGAUAAUCGUUCGGCUAACGCGAUACAACUGUAGAAACGAAACCAACAACCUAACCACCACAAGCAAACCAAAACUAACACAAGCAACAAAAAAGGAAGGAAAACUUAACCAACAAAAAACAGCAACACAGUAAGAACAGGGGGCGUAACAUCUUACUCGCUAACUAUGCAAACCAAAAAAAGAAAGAAAUGAAAACAACAGCAUGAAAGAAAAGGAAAAAAAAAAACAAAUACAAACCUAACCUUAGUGAUACUCGAAGUGUAGUUAUAAUCGUAAAUUUAAAAAAAUCCCAAC
Anopheles stephensi (Asian malaria mosquito) is the source of this 15198-nucleotide messenger RNA. RefSeq names its product acetylcholine receptor subunit alpha-like 1 (gene nAChRalpha1). NCBI's taxonomy places the organism in Eukaryota, Metazoa, Arthropoda, Insecta, Diptera, Culicidae. The record is from RefSeq and is a predicted model, not a curated record. Gene Ontology annotation, molecular function: transmembrane signaling receptor activity; acetylcholine-gated monoatomic cation-selective channel activity. Gene Ontology annotation, cellular component: postsynaptic membrane; synapse; neuron projection. The transcript has 10 exons. The coding region runs from base 2158 to 3831 and encodes 557 amino acids. Gene Ontology annotation, biological process: monoatomic ion transmembrane transport; nervous system process; chemical synaptic transmission.